AUGGCCACAGCCGCCGCGUCGUCCGGCGACGACUUGAGGAAGGAGUUGACCUGCGCCAUUUGCCUGGAUUUCUACACGGACCCCGUCAUCCUCAAGUGCGGACACAAUUUCUGCCGCUUCUGCAUCUGCAUGCACUGGGACGAAAAUGGCGGCGACUACGGUUACCAGUGUCCACAGUGUCGAACCGUGUUCAACAAAAGGACCUUCACCAAGAACUACCUGGUUCAGAACCUGGUGGCCAAGAUGGACGACCUGGAGUGCCUGGGUUCGGUCGCGUCCCCCGCCGGACCGCUCAAGAUGGACGGCGAGUGCCGGCUGCACGGCGAAGAGCUCAAGUUGUACUGCCAGACGGACAAAGAAGCCAUCUGCGUGGUGUGCCGGGAGUCCCGCGUGCACAGACAUCACGAGGUGGCUCCGGUCUCGGAAGUGGCCCACGACAUGAAGGUGGAGUUGCAUCUGCGUCUGAUGGACCUGAACCGUCACAGGUCUCAGUGCUUGCGAGUCAUCGCGGCCGACGAGCGCACCAAAAACGAAGUCAGGAUGAAGAAGCAGCGUUUGAAAGACAAAGUGGAGGCGGACGUGGGCGCCUUGGUGCAGUUCCUGCUGGACGAGCGAGACUCUCUGCUGGACAGCCUGGACGCCGAGGAGGCGGCGGCCGUGGCCGCGCUGGACGACAACCUCGACGCCGUCAAGGCCGAGGCGGCCGCCGCCGAACGCCGCCUCGCCGACGUCCGCGCGCACGUCGGUGGGGAGACCACCUUUCAGAGCCUGGCCGAGACCUUCAACGAGGUGGUGCACGGGAAGCCGUUCCCCGAGGUGGAGCCGGAGGACAGUCCCACCGAGUUCACCGAUUUCUCGGGGCCCUUCCAGCUCAUCAUGUGGAAGAAGAUGAUGCACGUGCUACACACCAUGCCGCAGAACCUGACGUUGGACCCGGACACGGCGCACCCCAACCUGCUGAUCUCGGACUACGACACCAAGGUGGAGGAGGUGCGCUCGCGCAACCCCCAGGAGCCCGACCUGCCGGACCGCUUCACGCGUUUCUGCGGCGUGCUGGCCACGGCGCAGUACUGCGGCGGCCAGCACUACUGGGAGGUGGACGUGCGCGACAAGGGCGUGUGGUACCUGGGCGUGACCGCCCAGGGCAGCAAGCGCAAGGGCUUCGUCAGCCUGACGCCGGCCGCCGGCUACUGGAGCCUGUGCCUGCAGGACCGCCUGUACGCCAACGGCGUCGACGGCCGCGUGCCGGUGGCCGACUACUGGAACUCCCCGCGCGUGGGCGUCUACCUGGACUACGACCGCGGCCUGCUCAGCUUCUACGACGCCGUCACCAUGAAGCUCCUCUACGUCUUCGACACCUGCUUCCACCGACCCGUCUACCCCUUCUUCAGCCCCGGCAAGAACGACCCGGGCAGCCGUCUGCGCAUCUGCCACUACUACUGA
Messenger RNA from Nerophis lumbriciformis (worm pipefish), 1443 nucleotides. The record is from RefSeq and is a predicted model, not a curated record. Lineage: Eukaryota; Metazoa; Chordata; Actinopteri; Syngnathiformes; Syngnathidae.